Messenger RNA from Ceraceosorus bombacis, 563 nucleotides. Lineage: Eukaryota; Fungi; Basidiomycota; Exobasidiomycetes; Ceraceosorales; Ceraceosoraceae. The record is from the annotation of a GenBank genome assembly.
GACAAAUUUGCUCAAGUCUGAAUCUGAUCGAGCGAAUCAAUGAGAUCUUGUAACACUAGCCCAUGCAGACGCAGCCCAAGACGCCCACCGACGCCCACCUUACCACACCCUCUUAUUUGCGCCUUUUCUCUGAGACUCCGUCAAAUCCAGCCAUCUUUCCACAUCAUGUCUGUUCAUCACAGUGCCUCCCAACUCGAGUUGACAGAUCAUUCAAGAAUGCACAUCUUUCUGAAUGCGCGAAUGCCUGCUCGAAGAGUGACACUUCGCCACUCGUCGCUCAUCUUCGAUGCAGUUGGUGACUAAUGAUCAAACGUCUCUGCAAUGAGAGUGUCAAAUUGAUGAUAUGAGAUGGAGCACAUUUGAGCAUGCGUUGCUCUAGAGCGACUUGCGUGCGAGGUCGACGUCAAGUCGCAAAUGAAGAUGGCAACAUGUGGGUGACUGGGGAGACCAGAUUGAAUGCGUUGCCGAGGAAGGUUGGGGUUGAGCGCUAGCAGAUAGUCCGUGCAGAUUCGGUGAUAGGCAGGCGCCUCGCUAGUGGAGAUCUUGCAAUGCGCCAUCCUUCU